ACUGUACUUGUUUUAUUAAAAGGGAAUAAGUCAAUAUUGAAAUUCUAAAAAACAAAAGAAGGGGGGGGGUGAGGAUAAGCAAGCACCUUCAAAGUCACUGGAGGGGAAUAGUUCCGUUUGUUUGUACAAACAAUCUAGUUUAUAUUGACUUGGAAAGUUACAUGAAACAUAAAUCGACUAAAAGAGGGUCAAUUUCUUGGCUUUCUUUUUGUAUGAUUUGUUUAUUAUUCUCUGUGCACGACUCAUUUGUUUGUAUUCCAAAUCAUGUGUAUUUUGUAGCAACUUGUUAUGGGGUCAAGAAGAUUUCGUGCCAUGACGUAUCAAAAGAAUGGUUCGAGUUGAUGAAUGUUGCACUAUUUGUUGUCACUGUUUCGUUUAAAAAUGCUUUGUGUUUCAUGCAGAUAUAUCAGAAUGUGUGAACAAAUGAUGUCAGUAAUACACUUUUUCCUUGGUCUUUAUGUUCCAGUGAUCUAGCAAACUAUAAAAUAGUAAGUGUUUUCUUUAGCAAAUAAAAAAAAAAAGAAGUUAAAUAAAGCACACGGGUUCUUAGCGCUUGUUUACAAAGGAAUUUUUGCAUAAAUCGAUAGAAGCCUGCCAUUUUCUGCCUAUGUAUAAUGAAGUAUUUGCACAUAAAUAACAAUGAUUUAGUAGUAUAUAAUGUACUUUUGUUGUUAGUUGAGAAAUAUUCAUACUGAAAAA
Molecule: messenger RNA, 699 nt
Organism: Gilbertella persicaria
Lineage: Eukaryota; Fungi; Mucoromycota; Mucoromycetes; Mucorales; Choanephoraceae
Exons: 1
Coding region: 162-419 (85 amino acids)
Source: RefSeq, a predicted model, not a curated record